Messenger RNA from Triticum aestivum (bread wheat), 2289 nucleotides. RefSeq lists its product as uncharacterized. The record is from RefSeq and is a predicted model, not a curated record. Lineage: Eukaryota; Viridiplantae; Streptophyta; Magnoliopsida; Poales; Poaceae. The coding region runs from base 516 to 1454 and encodes 312 amino acids. The transcript is spliced from 3 exons.
CGCACACCGCGCAACUAGAGUCGAUUGCAAAACCUAAUCGAAUCCCGUCUCAGCUACACACAUCCCACCAAGAGCCAGCCCCUCGAUCGAUCCGUCACCAUCAGCUAGCGCCCUCUCUGUUUUCGAAAUGAAUUAGUUCAUCGGCAUCCAUGGACCAUGGCCCUGGUGGCGGCACAGCUGCUACCUGAUGGCGUCCUCGCCAGCGUCCUCCGGCAUCUCGCGCCGCGCAGCCUCGCCGCAUCUCGCUGUGUCUGCAAAAGCUGGCGUGCCGUCGUCGACGACUGGCGCCUGCUGCGGACGGAUCUCCUACCGCUAUCCCUCUCCGGGAUCUUCUUCAUGGAGGAGAUCUUUCCGGCCCUCCCGAAAUUCUUCGCGAGCCCGUCGAUAGAUGGCAAGAUCGCAGCCAGGCUCGACUACCUGGACACCAAAUUUGAGGGUUAUUUGCAUAUUAUGGAUCAUUGCAAUGGCCUUCUCUUGCUUUGGGAUCAACUGGUGGUCAAUCCAGCAACUCGACAAUGGGUGCGUCUGCCUCAGCCCCCUGCGCCGGGUUGGAGGAUUUCGCCGACGACAUGUGCCUUGCUUUCGACCCCACUGUGUCGCCCCAUUACGAGGUACUUCUUCUUCCCGAAGUUCCUCACAAGCUGGGUUCCAUGACAGUAUUCACGGAGGAAUCAGAGUGGCCGCCUUCUUCGUAUACAAUAAGAGCCUUCUCUUCAAGGACAUGGACAUGGGAGGAGAGGGUGUUGGUCCGGAGAGGGGAGGCCGCAGGGGCCAUUGCUGAGAUGCACUCACCUAGGGCUAGGGAACCAGAGCAUCGCUAUGCCGUCUACUGGAAAGGAGAGCUUUAUGUGCACUGCCAAAAUGACUCCAUUAUGCGCAUAACCUUGUCGAAUGGCGAGUAUGAAGUUAUUAAACCGCCUACAAGCAUGGAUGAGUUUACAGAUUUUUAUAUAGGGAAAUCGAAGAGGGGGCUGUACUGUGCUUUAAUUUAUAAAGAUAGAUCAUACCGACUUCAGGUUUGGUUACUUAGUGAAUUGAGGGGUAAAAUGGAGUGGGGGUUGAAGAUUGACACCAGCCUUGUGCCAGUGGUGGCAAUGUUUUCUUGGUUGUCUCAUGAAGAAAAUUCCGGUCCGUGGAUCUUACAUGGUGGUAAUUAUGAUGGAGAUGGUAAAAAAGUGAUCGUGGAUGAUAAAUGUGAAUGGGACUUCAACAAUGGUAUUAUCCUUGAGGCAAGAGAUGGGGAUGAAUGUGACUUUGUGUCUGAUAGUAUUUAUUUCCUUGGAUUUCAUCCGUAUUAUGAGAUUGCCUUCUUGUGGGUAUCAAGAGCAAGAGUAGUUGCCUAUCAUUUGAGUAGCUCGAAAGUUCAAGACUUGGGCAUGUUACACGUACAAUGUGUAGGAGAUUCCUUUCCAUACACACCAUAUUGGACAGGAGAGUUAUUUGAAAAGCAUUAAUUUAUGUUCCCAGGGGUUUGCUUUCGGUGCCAUAUGACUUGUAACUUACAUUGGAUAUGGCUCCGUUGUUAAUCCCUUCCCCGCCAGGAUUCUGGACAAAACGCCGUCGAUUAGCUGGGAUCACUCUGGCAGAGGAUUCUUCCCCGCACACCUUGUUUGGUGCAUCCGGUUGCACAUUCUUCCUCUGCAUACUCUGUUUAUAUACAUUGACUUUUAUAUAUGAAAGCACAAGGAGCUGCAGUAGCAACUUGGUAAUACAAAUAAACUUUGUGCAAGGAGUUAGCAAAAUUACGAGCAUACUUGACAUUUUUCUGAAAACCUUUUGGUGGCACAGUCACAGGUUGCUUGGGCUGUUUUGUUCUGGGAACAAUCACAUUAUUUUAAGUGGCCGAAGAAAAUUAAUUACAGAAAACACUACAUCCCUUUCUAAUGAUUAAUUAUUUUCUGCACAAUACUUCUCAGCUUUAUCAUGUUUUUCUAUAGUCAAGCGUAUCUAAUGGUGUUCCUACAAUAUCAAGUGUUUGACCAGCUCGCUUUUAUGGACUGAAGUUGACAAGGAGAGGUUUAGGACAGUCACUACUUACUAGAGGAGCUCAUGUUCUCUCUUAAAAUUGUACUCCUUGCUAUUCUGAUACCAUUAAAUUUUAGGUUACAAUUUUUCUUACAAACUGUGUGCAUGCUCAGCUGUGGUGUCUUAAACAGGUGUCUUUUUAACGUUCAUGUAAAUCGGGCAGGAUACCAUUCUCAAUAGUGACUUCUGAACAAUCUAGUGACUUCUCAAGUUCCUGAACAAUCAUCUUGUGCUGUAUUUGGGGAGCGGAAACUUUUGUUGAGA